This is a messenger RNA of Micropterus salmoides (largemouth bass), 1031 nucleotides long. Its product is annotated as BPTI/Kunitz domain-containing protein. Lineage: Eukaryota; Metazoa; Chordata; Actinopteri; Centrarchiformes; Centrarchidae. The transcript is spliced from 6 exons. The record is from RefSeq and is a predicted model, not a curated record. Gene Ontology annotation, molecular function: serine-type endopeptidase inhibitor activity. Bases 39 to 689 code for a protein of 216 amino acids.
UUCACUCCAGUAAAGACAUCACAACGACAAGAAGCAAAAUGAAGCGCCUGUUGUUUUUGGGUAUUGCUUUUGCUGCUUUCCACAUCAGCUAUUCGAAAACUCCAGCUUUCUGCCAACUGCGCCAUGAUGAAGGUGAAGGCUUAAGCUUUAACUUUGCUCUGUAUUACGAUGCCAGCAAAGAUCAGUGCAAUCCUUUCAUAUACAAAGGCCAAGGAGGAAAUGCCAAUCGCUUUGAAAGUGAAAAGCAGUGCAUGAGAAACUGUUCAGCCAACGCAGAGAAAGUCUACCCCAUGGAUGCCUCUCUAGCUUGCCACUUUAAAAAGGCCACAGGUGAAUGUAGUGGAAAGUUUUUGAGAUACUACUACGAUUCUGUUCACCACAAAUGCAAAAAAUUCCUUUGGUCUGGAUGCAUCGGAAACGGAAACAGAUUUUACGACUAUUUCAGCUGCAACUCCACCUGUACUGGAAUCCACGAUGAUCGUGAUGAAGAGGAGGAGGAGGAGCCAGACACUCCUAUUGCAAUCAUCUGUGGAGUUUUGCUUGCUGUCAUUAUUGUCGCCAUCAUCAUCACUGUAAUUGUCUUGACCGUGAAUUCAAAGAAAAAGGGCUCCAAGAAGAAGGCACCAGAGAAGAGUAGAGACCCCCAGUCUAGCUCACCUCUUCAGGAUCAGGGCAUUGAAAUGGCAUAGAAAAUCUUGUGACCUCGAUAGCAACACCAUCUUGGUUUUGUAUUACAACACCAGUAGUCUUGAUACCAAACAUCAACUGAUAGUCAGUUGAAAGUCAAGUUCAACUUAGCCAUGACAAUUUUGUUCAAUUUUCUAUUUUGUUUCAUGUGCUAAGUGAUGUUUUUUUUGGUUGUAUUUUCUACCCUGGGAGCUUUAUCCUAUUAUGUUCAUUCAGCAAUCUAAAAGAAAUCUGAUUAGUCAAAAUGAAACCAUAGAGAAACAACUAGUCCAUUAAUUGAUUAAUUAUUUGACAAUUAAUCUGCAACAAUUUUCAUAAUUGAUUAAUUGUUUCUCCAAAGAAGA